This is a messenger RNA of Linum trigynum, 3102 nucleotides long. Lineage: Eukaryota; Viridiplantae; Streptophyta; Magnoliopsida; Malpighiales; Linaceae. The record is from the annotation of a GenBank genome assembly.
CCAACCUCCAUAGGCGUGGUCAUCAGAAUUACCCUCAGGGUCGUUUGGAUAGGUUAUUUGCUUGCGUUAUUUGGUCCAAAUAACUCAUAUUGGGUUAUUUGAUUCAAAAUAACUUGUCUGGGUAUGCAAAAGUGUAAUUGGUUAUUUGGCAUUGAGUUAUUUACGAAUAACUCAAAAAUGAGUUAUUGUAAAUAACACCUAUCCAGCAGUUAUUUGAUAAUAACGCGUUCUGCGUCAUUUCCCUUCCAACUUUGCUCCUUUCUCUUUCUUCCUUUUCAGUUCUUCCCCUCUCUCUCAAACGACUUCCAUCUUCUCUCUGCUUCUCCUCUCUUCUAUGUUAUAUAAUCUCUUGCAGUCGAUUAACCUCCCCUUCUCCAAUAGAUAAUCUAACUAUCUUCUCCACAUUUUUGUUAAUUCAAUGACACCCAUAAUCCCCUCUCUUGUUGACGAUUCAACAGAACCCCAAACCCUCACUGUUGACUACUGUAUAUAGUAUGUGCGAUGGAGAGCGAGGACGAGGUAGGCGAAGGUUUCUAGCGACAGUCGUGGUUGGAAUCAUUGUCGGCGACGGAGGUUUCGAGCGACAGUUCGUAGGCGGCGAGAAUCAAGCAUCUUUGGAGUUGGUUGCGAGUACUAUUGUCCAAGCUAGGUUUUGAUUUGGGACUGCAUGCAGAGCUUGGGGCAGAUUGACGAAUUGAGAAGAGAAGAGAAGGUGCCCUUUUUGUUUGGCAGCAGGGGCAGAUUGACGAAUUUGGAUUUGGCCUCCGUUCGUAGUAAGCAUCCCUAAUUGAUUUUUUCUGUAUUUAUUUGUCAAUUAAGUGGCUUUGGACACGUCUUUAACAAGAAUAGAGAGGCUAAAUUCUCGUUGGUGGGAAUCUUUGGAUUCGUGGGUUCUGAUUUUCCUUAUUCUAGGCUCAAUUGAAUAAGAACAGAGAAGUGGAGGAUGAGAAGAAUUCGAUGCAAGGGAGGAUGGGUGGUGGUUUCUGGUGUUUUCGUUGUUCUAAUGGUUUGCUAUGAAUGAACGAAUAAAUGGGGUCAAGGUACAUUUCUCGAAAUGAAUGAAAGCUAUGGGAGAGUAGAUGGUGCCCUCAAUUGAGGGCAAUAUUGUUAUUUAGCAUCUUUUAUAAUCAAAUACCAUAUCUAAAUAUUGGUUUAGCCAAACAAGAUUAUUUAUCCCAACUUUCAUAAAAAUACCACACAAAUACCACAUCAACUACAAAUACGUUAUUUCACCUUACAAAUACCAAAAAACAAACAAUUCAUCCAAACGACCCCGUUGGCUUGAAAAAACACUGCCAACCUUCCGUCUUGCCCUAUAUUUUUCUUCUCUCUUGCUCAAAACUCUUUCGUCUUCCCCUUCAAUAAAUAGGGUAGUCCCCUAAUAAAGCUUGCCCCACGUUAACAAAAGAACUGUAACAUUACACUCAACUCUUAACAUAGUGGUGACUAAAGCCCAAAAAAGGGAGAGACCACACAAAAGCAAAAGCCAUUAAAGCACAACCAAAGCAAAAGCAAAAGUUGGACCAAGAACAGAGUAUGGAAUAAUAAACAUCACUUCUUCAUACUUUGCUCAUCACUCACUCUACUUACUACCAACCCAACAAACACAAAAUCAAACCUCAAAAACUCCCAAACCAAUCCCCCCACUCCCAACUCUCCACUUCCCUUUCCACAAAACAAUGGCCAUUCAUUUCCACUGGUCACUACACCUCUACCCCAUCCUAAUCUCACUCCUAACCAUCCCCGCCGCCGCCGUCUCCGCCACCGCCCGCUGCCGGACCACCUGUGGCACGAUCCCAAUCCGCUACCCGUUCGGCAUCGACGACGGCUGCGGCAGCCCCUACUACCGCCGCCUCCUCCUCUGCUCCUUCAACACCCUCCACCUCCGAACCCCCUCGGGCACCUACCAAAUCAAAUCCGUAUCCUACACGGACUCCCCGCACCUAAUCCUCACGGACCCAUCCAUGUGGGCCUGCAGCGACGGGCCCAACUUCCGGCCCACCAGACCCUUCAGCCUAGACUCCAGCACCCGCCUCACCCUCUCCCGCCACAACGACUACCUCUUCUUCAACUGCAGCCCGGCCCGCGUCAUCAUGGAGCCCAAGCCCGUGUUCUGCGAGCGCUUCCCCGACCGCUGCGACUCCACGUGCGACACCGCGGGGUACCUCUGCCGCCACCUGCCGGGGUGCGCCUACGCGCUGUCGUCACGCGCGGGGGGAGUUUCAUGCUGCUCGUAUUCCCCCAAGGCGACCGAGUCGCUGAGGCUGAUGCUGGAGUAUUGUGCCACGUAUGCGAGUGUUUAUUGGAGGAAUAGUGACUCCGGGGCGAGUAAUUACUACGGGGAGACGCCGGAGUAUGGGGUGCGAGUGGAUUUUGAUAUUCCGGUGACGUCGGGGUGUCUCCGGUGCCAGGAUAUGAGGAGAGGUGGCGGCGGGACUUGUGGGUUUGAUACGGUGUCGCGGGAGUUUCUGUGUCUUUGUAGGCAGGGGAAUGUCACUACUUCUUGCGAGCAAGAUCAUGAUCAACAAGGUUCUUCUAGGCACAGCAACGCCGGAGUGAUCGUCGGGACGGUGGGCGCGGUUUCGGCGGCCGGAGCAGUUGGGAUCGGAGCUGGGGUUUGGUAUUUCAACAAGAUAAGAGCUAAAGCGCCGGUUACUUGUGGAGUUCAGAGCAAUGAGAACAGGCUUUUUUGAACCAGAAUUAAAGUUGGUUGAGUGGGAAUCAAACCUUUUUUUUUUAAUUAUCCAUCACAUUUUUUAUUGGCUUGUUUUGCUAUUACAGUCAAGUUUUGUAUAUUAAGAUGGUUGUAGUAUUGUUGCUGCCCAUCCUUUUUUAGGACAUAUAGAAUCCACUCUAAAAGAGACUUGUAUUGCAAGUAAUGAUAAUAUUCUCAUCAGUCAUCACUACCCAAGAAUGAAGAAAGCUAAAGUAAUCUACAUUAUGGUUAAGAGUGCAACCACUCAUUGUUGGGGCCAAAGCCCAAAUGUAAAGUUGAUAUCACAUUAUGCCUUGGAGAAAGCAAUGAUCUAAUAAGUCAUUUCUAUGGUGGCUGACUAUGUAAGGGCAUUUGGUUCUUCAAUCAAAUAAUCUAUAAGGAUAAGA